AUUCGGUGGCACUGCAACAACGCUAAACAAAACAAGAGGAGAAUACCUAACUUCUCACCACACCAAGAGGCAGCAGCAGCAACAGCAACAGCAACAGCAACAGCAACAACAACAACAACAGUUCCAAAACCAUACCUUAAAAUUUAUGUUCGAUUUCGUCUAGGUUCAGAAUGACAACGUUGUUGUCUCCCUGAAUCCAUCACUGUAACAUAGUAGUAGCUAUGUGUGUUGUUAUUCACUAAGCCAAGCUUUAUCACACAUCACAAGCUCACAAGCUCUAUCUGGUUGAUGGGUAGGAACAAAAUCCAACUAUUUGAUGACAAACGAGAUGGGUUUUUCUCUGUCUGCGAUUUGGGGUACCAUCAUCCCGGAGGCUUGUUCGCCAGCGUUGGUCAAAGGGGAAUGGGGUUCGGUGAUGUGCAACCCAACAACCCUUCUGAUUCCCGGAACAACAAUGGUGGAUUGAAACUUCCCUUUAACGAUUUGUAUGCAAAGUAUGUUCAGUCACUGGGGAAAGUUGAGAUUGUUGAUGAUGAUGGAGUUAAGGUUAAGAAGAAAAAGGGUGGCUUUGCUCUCAGAAUUAAGAUCAGGAAUCCUUCUAUCAGGAGGUUGUUUAGUGGGGCCGUUGCUGGGGCGAUUUCGCGGACCGCGGUGGCGCCUUUGGAGACUAUAAGGACUCAUUUGAUGGUGGGAAGUAGUGGCAGUUCUACCUCUGAGGUGUUCCAGAAUAUUAUGAAGAUUGAUGGUUGGAAGGGGUUGUUUAGGGGUAAUCUUGUUAAUGUCAUUCGGGUUGCGCCUAGCAAGGCCAUUGAGCUAUUUGCUUUCGAUACAGUAAACAAGAACUUAUCACCUAAGCUUGGGGAGCAGUCCAAAUUCCCAAUUCCUGCAUCAUUGAUUGCAGGUGCCUGUGCUGGAGUGAGUUCAACUAUAUGCACAUAUCCUCUUGAAUUACUUAAGACUCGACUAACUAUCCAGAGAGAUGUUUACAAUGGUCUACUUGAUGCCUUUGUGAAAAUAAUUCGAGAAGAGGGUCCUUCAGAACUUUACAGAGGCCUCACUCCUAGUCUUAUUGGAGUCAUUCCAUAUGCUGCCACCAAUUACUUCGCGUACGACACUUUGCGAAAAACAUACCGGAAAGUUUUCAAACAAGAGAAGAUUGGUAACUUUGAGACCCUUUUGAUUGGUUCAGCAGCUGGUGCUAUUUCAAGCACUGCAACUUUUCCGCUCGAGGUGGCUCGCAAGCAUAUGCAAGUGGGAGCUCUCAGUGGAAGACAGAUUUAUAAAAAUGUGGUUCAUGCACUUGUAAGCAUACUAGAACAAGAAGGGAUCCAAGGGUUAUAUAGAGGGCUGGGACCUAGUUGCAUGAAGUUGGUGCCGGCCGCCGGAAUCUCUUUCAUGUGUUAUGAAGCAUGCAAGAGCAUUUUGAUAGAUGAUGAUGAGAAGCAAUAGGAUGAUGAGUCAAGUGCUUGCUUUCCGAUGAAGCCUGCUACAUACUCUGUUUAUUGAUAUUCUGUUAACUUAUUUUGGAAUUCUUUUAUAUUACUGGAUUUUUGGCCCCCCACAAAUCACAUUUUGUUGGUAUCAAUUGUGAAAAUAUAAUAAUCUUAUUUGCAAUUAAAUUUCAGAUUGAUUGAGAACUAUACUUUGUAAAAUGGUAGUUUGAGUGCUGGUUGAUUCUUUUUGAAGAGUAAUGUGUAGUAGUGAAAGAUUUUGAAUGCAGGUCCUUAAA
Messenger RNA from Lotus japonicus, 1729 nucleotides. RefSeq names its product adenine nucleotide transporter BT1, chloroplastic/mitochondrial. The record is from RefSeq and is a predicted model, not a curated record. The transcript is spliced from 3 exons. Gene Ontology annotation, biological process: transmembrane transport. NCBI's taxonomy places the organism in Eukaryota, Viridiplantae, Streptophyta, Magnoliopsida, Fabales, Fabaceae. The coding region runs from base 289 to 1449 and encodes 386 amino acids.